This is a messenger RNA of Solea senegalensis (Senegalese sole), 6987 nucleotides long. It is a transcript of the gene klf13, whose product is annotated as Kruppel-like factor 13. Bases 89 to 856 code for a protein of 255 amino acids. The record is from RefSeq and is a predicted model, not a curated record. Gene Ontology annotation, biological process: regulation of transcription by RNA polymerase II. The transcript has 2 exons. Lineage: Eukaryota; Metazoa; Chordata; Actinopteri; Pleuronectiformes; Soleidae. Gene Ontology annotation, molecular function: RNA polymerase II cis-regulatory region sequence-specific DNA binding; DNA-binding transcription factor activity, RNA polymerase II-specific.
ACACACGCGCUCUCAUUUAUUUUUAUGUUAUUUAUUACUGUUAUUUUGAAAUCCGUCUGAACGCAGAGGCUGCUGUUUGAAAGACAAAAUGGAUCACUUUGCAGCAGAGUGCCUUGUUUCAAUGUCCAGCCGCGCAGUUGUCCACGCUCCUAAAGGGAAUAGAGAGAUUAAACCAGAAACCCCGUCCUCCUCCAGGAACGGAGAGGAGAUGAAGGAGCCUCUGGUGAAAGAUAACUCCUCACUGUUUGUGGUGGCGCGGAUUCUGGCGGAUUUUAACCAGCAGACUCCCAACAUUGUUGCCGAGCAGGCAAAAAUAAAGGAUGAGAACAUGCCGAACCUCAUGGAUGAUGAUGACGAUGAUGAUGGAAACUCUGCCACACCUACCACCAUCUCCGAUCCUGCGCUCAAACAAAGAGGCAAAAGAUCGAGAGGUCGAACAGAGCAAGAAUCACCUCAGAAAAAGCACAAAUGCCACUAUUCAGGUUGUGAAAAAGUUUAUGGCAAAUCAUCCCACCUCAAAGCUCAUCUAAGGACACACACAGGAGAACGGCCUUUCCCAUGUACCUGGCCAGACUGCAGUAAGAAAUUUGCUCGCUCGGACGAGCUGGCCCGUCAUUACCGCACCCACACGGGGGAGAAGAAGUUCGGCUGUCCGCUUUGCGACAAACGCUUCAUGCGCAGCGACCACCUGAUGAAGCACGCCAGGCGCCACUCCGAUUUCCAACCUGGCAUGCUGAAACGGCCUCAUGGCGGCAGCAGUGGCACCACACGUCCCAGCUCCCUCAGCGACUACAGCCGCUCAGAUGCCUCCAGCCCCACCCUCAGCCCCACCCUCAGCCCAGCCAACUCGCCUUAAACUGAAAACCAGUCGCACUUUCGGCCUCUGACCUGUGAGGCCUGCGUUUUCAUCCUAACACUUGUGUUGCACAGUUGUCAGCAAACCCCCUUUGCUAUUCCUGCGCUUGCUGUGGUGUACCAUACUGUACAUAACUGCUUAUUGUAGUGCAAUUACUCGUGUGAUUCUAAAAGAAGGUAAUGCCUUUCCCAGAUGGCAAUAUUUACAGUCUGUACCAUAUGUCUGUAUUUUUAGCGUCAAAUGAUGGCUAGUUGUCCAAUGUACAUCCGCAGUCAGCUCAACAAGGUGCGGGAGAAAAAAGAAAACCGACGUCCUGACAGGUCUUAUCAUGUUUUUGUUGUUGUUUGUUUUUUUUUCCUUUGUUUUUUGAACAGGUGAGAAGAAGGGGUACACACACAUACACCUCAGGAUCGAAGACAGUUGCUAUUCUGUAGUACCACAGUACUUCACAGUACUCACAUUGACUGCACAAUAUACUCAUCACUUUACUCUGAAAUUCAACAGUGGUUGGAUUUUACGCCCUGCUCAGGGAUGGCCUUGUUAGCUUGAAAGAAUGAACACAGUAAAGAGAAACACACAGUACAUCUACAGCAGCCUUACACUCAACACAAUUUGCACUCUAUUUUUUUGUUUUGUUUUCACAUUCAAGGAAAUGAACACAACGUUUAUGUUCUGGUCUCCCUCGUGUUCUUGGGGAUUCAUAUGAAAUGUAAAUGCUGUGUCAUCAAACCCCCACCUUAGUUAAAGAAACCACAUCUGUUACUCCUCGUCAGUGUUCAUGGUCAGGUGCCAUUGCACUGGGUUUAAUAUAAGUUUUAUUUCAACAGCGUUGUGCAGUAUAUACUGUGCAAAUCUGCACUGUAGUAGAAUCAAGAACCGUUUCUUUUUUUUAUUAUUAUUAUUGAUAUACUUCAGUAUAUCAAUAAAAGCUUUAGUUAAGUUUCAAAGCAGCUGUCAAUUCACCUUUUCCUGUAUAAAAGUGCUUUGUCAUCAGCCAGUAUUUUACACAAAAUGGACACAGAGGGACUGAAACAAUAUUUGUCCCUCCCUUAAGCACACAGGAAAAAGAACCAAAGACAAGAGUGAAAGAAAGCUUUCUACUCAGUCUUGUAAGCCGCCCUUCAUCGAGGCCUGGGGCUUGUGGUUGGCAGUAUCACAGGUAGAACCAGAUAGCCAGCUCACACCCCUCCUCCUGGCUUUGACUUUUGUGGCCUCUCUGGAGGAAACAGCUGCAUCCCACAAGAAGCCAUUCACAGCCUGCAAGGAGGAGAGCUAACGCGGGCAUUUUCAGGGGGUCGUCCCUCAGCCACCUGGCUCUACCUGUCCCCUAUCAGAGAGGAGAGGUGCUCCAAGUCUGCGGAGGCCGGGCAUAGGGUUGCCUCACCUCAGAGGUCAAAUGUAGGCCAGGGUCAGGCAGAGUCAGGCUGGGCUGCAAAGUGGUGGAGCACAGACCGAACAAAGCAGAUAUCUGCAAUAGACAGACAAGAGAGGGCAAGUCCUGAUAAAUGAGGAGAGGUUUAUCGUGAGCUGAAAAGCAUAGGGGAGGAGACACCCAGUUGCAGACCUCCCCAUAUCCUCCUCCCCCUCCUUCUCCCUCCCUCCAACUGUAGGAACUGUGAGAAUUGCUGUGUUUAUGAAAAACAGUACUACCUAGAUUUCCACCUCCAUCCUAAGCACAGGUAGUAAACCCUCUAAGUCCUUCCUAAGAGUCAGAUAUCACCAUGUUAAAAAUUCAUACCAAUGAACCCGAGUUCCCCAACAGCUGCUUUCAAACUUCUCUCUCGCAACAAGGGGGCUUUUAAACUGUUGUAAAAACAUCUGUACCAAAAUGAACAUAUCAGCAAAAAGUGCAGCGCUCGUCAGCCUCACGCUGUCCUGCCUAUGAAGCUCACGCGUCCCCGUGAGAAAGCUGACUUGUGUUUUCUACACAGACAUGCCUCAAUAAGUCAGGCACAGCAAACCUUCCAUGGAAACAGGCACCGCUAUCAAAACUGCUGCAGCCCCGCCAGUCUGUGUUAUGCCUACACGUUCUCCUACCGCCUCAACUUUAUGGCUGGAAACGGCUCCCUGCAUGCGUAGUGCCAUCCCGUCAGACCCCUCAUCACGCGAGCGUCGUUUCACCGACACGUCGUCCAACUCUCACCCAGCAAAUCCACUAUAUGCAUGCUAACAACUCUGCCCUGAAAGCCCGGAGUGAUUUCUGAGGCGGUGUGGCAGGUGUACAUUUAUGAAUGGCAGGGCUUGUCCCUUGGUCUUCAAGGCGGCCGUCUCGCUUUUAACGCUUGUGGAGAAUCAGCUCUGCCACAUCCCAGAGAAAGAAAAACACCCCUUAUGUAGAUUGAUUUUCCUCAAAACACCACGUUGUUACAAAAAUAAAACCCCUUUUUAGAGAUGUUAAGUAAAGUUGACAGUUUGAAUGCCACAGAUCAGCAGCUCUUUUACUUUCACCAUUAAAAGAAAACAAACAAAAAAAAACUUGGAUAAUUGCUGUUGAGCAGCUUUUUGUGGUAACUAUCCAUAUUUUGUUUUUAUAUACAUAUAUAGCUAUAUAUAAAGUACAUUUCUGACUUGUAGUGUAACUAUCUUGCAAAACAAAAACCGAAUGGCUCACCCUCAGCAGGUUUCAUGACUAACUUUUUAAAUCCAUUAUCUGCACAUUUACCUCAGGGUCGACAUCCGUGGAGCAGAAAUGGGACCGUUUAUAGAUUCUGUUGUAACAUGAGUUGCUGCACACAAAAUGUCCGCCAGUCUCCCGUGGUGUUCCUGCGUGCUUAGUGCUCACUGCUGGUCAGUGUCGGACCACACUGGAAACACAGGAACGCCUCUGUAUGGGCCCAUCUCCUGCCUAUUCUGUCUGCGUCGCAUCCAACAGCCCUGCUACAUACAGUAUGCCUUAGUAAGCACUGGGCACUCUGGACGCUGUUUUCAGUGAGACGAAACGCCCCUUUAAAAACUCUGACCGUCAGCGUCGUGGACUUACAUGACAGUAGGCAACAGGAAGCCCGUACCGUCUGACCGUAGACUGAGUGUGACAGUGUAGACGUCCGAGUCUAUCCAUCCAUUCAGACUGCACCGACGACAUUCAGGAGUGUCUCAUAACUUUCAUCCUCACUGUACCAAAUCUACUUGAAUAACUCAACACAAUAGGCCAUUGAACACAAUUUUGUAUUUGUCCAUAUUUUUUUUUUUUACUGUACUUGCUUUUGUUAUCAAAUAAUUAACCUCUUUGGGGAAAUAUAUAUAGUUUGUUCUUGUGUUAAAUAUUUCUCUCUUGAUUUACCAUUGUCUUCAGGUCAUUUCAGCAUUUUAUUUUUCGUUUUUAUCACAGCAUUAAGGUGGACUGUUCUUUAUCCCGUGCUGUUAAAAGGCACCGGUUUUGCUUAAAUACAGUAACAACAUUUUCACCCCUUUAACCAGAAAACACUUUAACGCUCUUUUGAUGUCAGGAUGCUGGUUCUUCUCGUAAACCUGCCAUCCACAGUGUCAGAAACUUAAAGGAGUGUGUGGCGAUCAUGAUAAGAAAAGGGAACUUCCUGACCUCUAUGUACAUUUGAGUUCAUUUUUUAUUUUCCUUUUAGAUUAUUUUUCAAGGGUUUCCACAAGGAUAGAGACCACAACAUUGUGAGUUAGCAAUGUAGUCAUGAUGAUUUUAGGUAUUUCUGUUUUUGCUUCAGAUAAAAUGUUGUUGUUGUUUUUUUGAACCAUACCUCUCGAAAAUAUUCGACUUGUGUUGUACCUUCAUAUCUUUUUUUUAAGCAUCCAUCGUGUAGCUUACAUUGGCUUAAUGACUAGCACAAAUAACUAUUUGUCCCUACUUGAAUGAAGAAGGAAAGACUUUUUCUGUAAACAAACAAACAAAAGUAACAACAACAGGAAAACAAAAACACUGGGUUGCAUUUUUAUAAACUCACCCCAUGUUGUCAGGGUCCUGCACAUCUUUUUAGAUUCUGGGGGGGAAAAAAAAGAAAAACCAUAUAUUUUUAUUUUAUGUUCCAAAACUAUUUAAACCAUAUUUCCCUACUGAGCUCCACAUUUCUGUUUCAGUUCAAAUAGUUACUCUGUUGGGAAUGAUGUCGAAUCUGAAUGGGUUUGAUCCUAUUUCAGCAUUUUUCAAACAACUUACUGAUUGUACUGUUUCAACAUCUGUCGAGAGAGAGAAAAGGACGAAGGAAAAGUGGAAAAACAACAUGAUACACGUGUACCAGUCCAUCUUUUCUCCUUAAAUUGUAAAAAAAAAAGAAAAUAAAAACAAGAAUAAUACAGUAGAGAGAAGUGAUUGUUGCCUAGUAUGUAAAGAACUAACAUUUAUAUUAUUUAAGAGGUUGAUAUUAAUGACAUGAAUAUAUCAGUGAUGAGACUCAUCUCAGCUCAAAUCUUUGUGACUGAUCACAAUGUAAAAGCAUGAUUGCUGCAAUUGUGUGCCAAAACCAUAAUGGUAGCUUCAUAAAGAUGAUACAGAUGUUUAGGAUAACAAAAAAAACAAAUCUAGCUAUUAUCAGACAUUUAAUAAACGUGUACAGUUUUAUACAGUGUGACAUGUAUUUUUUUUCUUAUGUUGUGUACAGAAUUUAUUGAAGCCACUCUGCAUAUUUCAUGUGCAGCGGCUCUAAGUUAAAUAGCUCUUUCUGACUGUGUUGAUUUGUUUUUAUUUGGUUGUUGUUAUUUAAUUUUCCUUCUGUUUCUUUGCUGUACACUACUCAAGUGAUGUAAAAAAAAAAAAAAAGAAAAAAAAAGCUUAUUACUGGUAUUUUUCUUUUUUUCUUUUUGGACUUUAACGACUUUAAUGAUAACGAACGCCCAACCAUUCCAAAGGAUUGAACAAUUGCAUUUGUUAUACAUGUGCUGCUUACAUCAAACUGAUGCUUCUUUGUAGGUAAUGAAUAGAAGUUUGUCUCGACUGUGAGGUUUUACACGUCUGUGAGUUGUGCACAAGGUACGUCUCUCGUUGUCGACAUUUCCCAGGUUUAUUCUCUCCUUUCUUCUCCGCGGGCUCUUUGUGCAGGCUAAGCCAAGUCAAACCAACACCACACAUGCAAUAUUUUUUAAAGAUUUACGGACGUACAGAGCAUGUCCUCCCUCAUGACAAAGGCCCGAAGGUGGGAAUAAUGUUUAAAAGCAGCCAUUUAAGCACUGGAUGGUUGAGCCCUGAGCUCCUGAGUACUCCCAGCUCACCAGCGGCUCCACAGUCACGAGUUGUUACCAAAGGCUUUGAAGGGAAAAUGAAUGUUGCGGUAAUGUUGAGCCAAAUCCGGUUUGAAAGCCUGGCUUCAACUUUACACGCUGUAAGUGUUGAUCGGUGGAUGUUGUGCUUGGUAUGGACCUUUUUUCUACAAGAAAAAAAAAACAAAAACAUUUUAUUAAUACAGGAGCAGAAGGAAACGAGUAAAAGACGAGAAACUAAAGAGACUGAGUGAUAUUCGUCAGUGCCCUUAAACUGACCGUGUGCUCUCGCUCAACUGCCACAAGUGACACUGUGCUGAGUUGGCUCUUGAAAAGAAUCCCAACAAAAGUCUUUUACUCAAGUGAUUUUACCCCUGAAAGGAUGUUUUUUUCUCUUCUGUUUCACAUUAUGUAGCACACAGUGCUGUCAGUGACCUCUCUCUGAUUACAAAGGGCCUUUUGGUUCUGUUUCCUGUGCUGUUUGUCUUCAGUGUACCUCCCUACAGUGUACCGUUGCUCUCUCGACACCUCCGUGUGUUUCUCCUCUGCCCAUCACCAUCAGUUGCCUGUUGUAGUGACUCCAUGGUGCUGCUCUCCCUCUCAGCACCAGUAAAAUCUAAUCUGUAAAUAUCUCUUGACUCAGCUAUGGCCAGUACAUUCUUCUAUGACCUCACUCUAACCUUCAGGUGUCAUUUUGUUUUUCUCUCACAGCAAACCAAAAUCACUGCAUUCAAGUAUUACAGUUGUACAGUUGCUUGGAUUCCACACAACUUUUCAUGUGCUGGUCUAUAGCUGCUUUGCUGUUCUUUUUUAUGGCAUUACUUUUUUUACAUGUUAGAAAAUAUAUUGUGACCAUGUCCUAUGCAAAUAUGAAAAAUAACAGAUGGUUGAAUAAUGUAUGUUGUCAUAACUUGUAUGCAUGAAAUAGUGAAGUUUACAUUUGGAAAUAAAUUCAUAAAAUAAGCAGCAAA